Sugiyamaella lignohabitans is the source of this 1482-nucleotide messenger RNA. RefSeq names its product polyamine oxidase (gene FMS1). Bases 1 to 1482 code for a protein of 493 amino acids. Gene Ontology annotation, molecular function: oxidoreductase activity. The record is from RefSeq and is a predicted model, not a curated record. The transcript has a single exon. Lineage: Eukaryota; Fungi; Ascomycota; Dipodascomycetes; Dipodascales; Trichomonascaceae.
AUGACAAAAACGUUUGAAGAGACUACUUCCGCUAUCCAGGGAAGUAAAAAUGAAAGUCUUAUCACAGCAAAUCAAGCUGAUGAUGAUAGUAACUACUCGUCGGUAAUAAUCAUCGGAUCAGGCAUUUCUGGAGUCAAAUGUGCAGUUGAUCUGACAAAUAAGAAUAUUGAUGUACGCAUGCUCGAAGCCCAAGAUCACGUUGGUGGUCGAUUGAAAACCUAUAGAGAUGAUGAGGGUCGUCAUUAUGAUUUAGGUGCUUCGUGGUUACAUGAUACUUUACAGAACGAGUUAUUUGAGCAUGCUAUUGAUCUCGGUUGUAAACUAUAUUACGACGAUGGUGACUGGGGUUGGUAUACAAACCAAGGAGAAAGAAUUCCAAAUUCACUCAAAGCUCAGAGAGUUGUAUUUGAUGCUGAACAUAAGAUUCAACUGGCGUAUGAGGACUUAACUUUACCUGACAAGUCUCUUAAAGAGUUUACGGAAGAAUUUGUCCAGACUCAUCCAUUGAUAACUGAGGAACAAAAGGUACUUGCUCCUCAGAUGAUGAGAUAUCUCGAGCUAUGGCACGCUAUUCCUUGGGACAGAGUAUCAGCCAAGUAUGGUAUUCCUGAGCAUUUCGGUCGAGACGCUUUUGUCACCAGUGGCUAUGAUAAAAUCUUCACAUCGGUGUACGAGCAAAUCGACCGCACCAACCUAAAACUGCAUUUAAAUAGCGAAGUGAUUAAUAUUUCACGAGCUAAUGAUAAGGAGAGGCUUUAUACCGUGAAAACCAAGUCUGGAGAAACGUAUACGUCGAAAUACGUUCUUGUCACUAUACCAGCAGGUGCCCUGAAGUACACUCACCAGGACUUAUUUGCACCCAACCUCCUCCCAAAACCCUUAGAAACCGUUAUUCAUGAGAUGGAACUUGCUGCUUUGGGUAAAUUUGUUCUUGAAUUCGAAUCGGUGUUCUGGCCGGAAGACCUGGAUAACAUGGUUUCUCUUGGUAACGAUGCAUUAAAAUCACUGACUCCCGGUGCUCAUCCGUUGGUUUUCACAAAUGGCAAGCCACUUUUUGGAAGGAAUUGCCUUCUUGCUCUCACAUCUCCUCCAUUAACGCAUUAUCUUGAAGCUAAUCCGGAUAAGGUCUAUGACUUUUUUGAACCUGCUUUGAAGGGGUUCAGAGUUGACAAAAGUAAGCCGCUCCCAAAAAUGACGUUUUUGCUAGCCACAGACUGGACACAAAACAAAUAUUUCCGUGCUUCAUAUUCAGCUCUUCUUGUUGGGCAAGAUUAUUAUAACAAUAUCCUGCCGUUUAUUGAUGGAGCUGACCGCCUCAGAUUUGCUGGUGAACAUACUACCCAUGAUGCCAAUGGAUGCGUUCAAGGUGCCUAUGCUACAGGUAGACGAGAAGCCGAGUAUAUUUUGGCUGAUAUGAAGGGAGAUGCUUUACCAUACAAGAUACGAGAAUCUUUGGAGAAUGUUAAUUUAAACGGAAAAUAG